AGGCUGUAAGCAUUAAUGAACAGCCUGGAGUUAAACAUGGGACAGCCCCCAUCCGCAUACCUCAACAACAAAAAAAAAGCCCCCGUGGAAAGACACGACGCGCUCGCUGAUACGCUGCUGGUCCAGUUAGUGGGCCUGGACUGGAAACAUACUCCAUCCAUCCACGACUGCAAAACCAGCAGCUCUCACAUCACACACAAACACAUUUAUCUCAGUGAGCUCCCAUUCACGAUGACUGCGAAAAACCGACACAAGAACAGCUCGAGCGAGAAGAGCGCCGCAUCCAGCCAAGAUGAUGCGUCGAAGAAAAGCCAAAAGAGCACCAGUAACGGGCUGAGUGGCCCCGGACCUCAGGGGCCACGAUCAGGCAGCUGCCUCGGCUUUGUUGCGACCGCAGUGUUUUAUAUCGCGUUAAUAGGCGCUGCAGGGUUUGCUGCUUUUUAUUUACAACAAGUUGUGGAGGAAAUGCGACAGACAAACGCCAGGCACGAGGAGAGCGCACGGCAAAACGCGGAGUUGAGCGGAAAAAUGGAGAGCGUCGUUCAACAGGUGGAGUCUCUGAGUAGUGUUGUGGACGGGCUGGAGUCAUCCCUGGGGGUUACACGGGUGGAGAUGGAGGGGGCCAUCAGCCGGAUGAAGAGGGGCGAGGUGGAGACGAGGAGGGUGGAGGAGGCCCUUCAGAGGCUCCAGAAUGAUCUACUUAGGGACCUCUCAGAGGGCAUCAACGAGGUGAAGGAGGCCCGAGAGAGGGACUUCUCUUCUCUGGAGACGACUGUGGAGGAGCGUCUGGCUGAGGUGAGUCAGUCCAUCACAGCCAGCGUGGCCGAGUUCACCGGAGCUCAGGGCGAAACGCAGAGCCAGCUGGCUGAUCUCAAGGCCCGCCUGGGGGACAUGGAAGACCCUGCGCUCAUCAAACAGGAGCUCUCCGCCAUUGUGGAUGCUGUAGCUGAAAUCAAAACAGCCAAAGAGGAAGCUGAUGCCUCAGCUGAUUCGUUCAGGGAACAGGUAGGUGCUGUGAGGUCAGAGCUCCACACCCGCAACCAGGAAGUAGCCUCACUGUCCCAGGAAGUUGAAACAGUGAGGUUAGUCUUGCAAGAGACCAUUGGAAAUCUGAGGCAGUCCCUGUCUGCAGCAGAGGCUGAUGUCAAGGCUCUGAAGGACAAAAGCAUGACACUGGAGAGCGGCGUGGAGCAGGCCGCUGACACCGCUGGCCGCGCGGAGAAGGAGGUCAACGCAGCGGUCGCUCAGUUCCAGAAAAGAUCAGACGACCUGGAAGCCCGAGUUAAAACAUCGGAAGAGAGCGGAGAUUCGCUGUCAGCAUCGGUGUCAGACAUCACCUCCAAAAUGGAAUCGCUAUUCGCCAAAUACGACAGCCAUGAAAGCACUCUGGCCGCACAGGGGCAGGCUGUGGAGAAAGUCAAAACUGGCGUGGAGCAGGAGAUGGAGGCACUGAAAAGCAGUUUUGGGGAGCUCCAGUCCAACAUGGCUGCUCUGGGCGGUGCCCAGACCAAGCUCCUGUCCAAGGACUCCAGCCUGGGUCAGCAGGUGGUGGACUUGGAGAAUAGGCUCGCUGCUCUGGAGGACAGCAGCCGCAGCAGCAUAAAGCCAGAGCAGCUCCAGAGCUUAAGAAGCAUGGUAGAUGGCUUGGAAAGCAAAGCAGCCAAGCUAGAAGGCCACGAUCAGGCCAUUUCUGCUCUUCAGAAAGCUCUGCAGGAGACUACACAGACACUGGCGGGUUUAUCUAUUGACAAGGAGGAAAAGUAGGGGGUUAGAGUUAGCAACGUCACAUCAGGAUACCCAAACACGGACAAUAAUGAUUCCCAAAGGGUGACCUAAACCCACUUACUGUUUUCCGUGAAGCGAUGUUUCUUCAAAUUCGUCGGUUGAUGUCACGAUGUUGAACAUUUUAGUAGAAAAGUAUAGCCAAUGUGAGGAGUUAGGUCAGGAGGGCGAGGCAGAGCUGUACUGCUGAUCUGUGAAUUCAAAUCCACAUUCAUUCUGCACUGUAGUUAUUUUUCGUUCCUAAUGUUUUGUUUAAUUGUCUGUGCCAAGGCGGUUUCUUUUUAAAAACCAAGCUAAUUCAAUAAUAAGCUCUGUUGGAGCACUUCUUUGUUUACUCACGUGUUUUUUACAAGAAUAAAAACUCUUGUUGACCUAAA
Perca fluviatilis (European perch) is the source of this 2159-nucleotide messenger RNA. It is a transcript of the gene ckap4, whose product is annotated as cytoskeleton associated protein 4. The transcript is spliced from 3 exons. Lineage: Eukaryota; Metazoa; Chordata; Actinopteri; Perciformes; Percidae. The coding region runs from base 16 to 1764 and encodes 582 amino acids. The record is from RefSeq and is a predicted model, not a curated record.